This is a messenger RNA of Rhipicephalus microplus (southern cattle tick), 1147 nucleotides long. RefSeq lists its product as uncharacterized. Lineage: Eukaryota; Metazoa; Arthropoda; Arachnida; Ixodida; Ixodidae. The record is from RefSeq and is a predicted model, not a curated record.
CCGCGUCAGCGCCAGCCGUGUGGCUCUACUGCAGCUAAGCGACGCCACAGCAUCAAAAGUGGUUAUACUAUCAUGGGGCAGAGCCGAGGAGAGUGCGCCAGGUGGCGUGGUGUGGCGUUGGUGCUGCUGCUAGUGUGCCACGAGGCAGAGUGCGCUGCCACGCGGCGGCGCUACUUCAACUGGCGCGGCUUCCUGAAGUGCAUUGACAACCGGUCGUGGAUGCUGCUCUCCCUGGACGGAGCCUGCGUUGCACUCAUCAUGUACGCCACCUACCGCACCAUGCUUAACCUGGAGUGCCCAAACUGUGACCUCUACUUCCACUGCCGCGCAAACUACAACGCACUGCGCUGGUGCCGCAAGACGAAGCGGUCGAAGGAGAUGAACGCCCUGAUUGGCGGCUGCCAGAACUUAUCGAAGCCGGGCAGGACGCCCGAACAGAAGGCCGCCGAGGAGAGAGCCCGCCAGGACGGCAGGGAGCAGAAGAACUGCGCCAGCAUGUACCUCUCCAAGGCGGGCUGCUCGUACGAUCCCGACACGCGCAAGUGCAUGGCUUUGCGGAAGGUUUAACUGGCGACUUACUCCUUGUUUGUAAAAAGAAUGAAGCGCUUGUAGCGACGUCGGGGCGAGUGGGCUCCUCCCAGCCAAAAGCUCACCACCACACAACCACACUCUAUUAUCACGUGACAACUAGCGCUGCAGCUGCUGCGCCAGUUGUCAUAGAGGGCACGUGGAAGACUCUCCGAAGCGCUGCGCCAGUUGUCACGUGAUAAUAAAGGGCGAGCUUCGGGCUGGGCAGAGCCUAUGCAUCGCUACAAACGCCUCAGUACGUCGACGGCGCCUACCGCUGUUUACGAACAUGCAAUAGGUCUAUAGCUAGACGUGAUUUUAUGUCCACUGUGGGUACUGACUAUGGUUUAGAGAAUAAUAAUAUGGUGGUGCAACAAAAAACAACACGGCAGUGAAAUAAGAAUACGCGGCAGCACCGACAGCACCCUCAAUACGCACGAAUUACCGUUAAUCGACGAGAACAAGUGAUAUUUACCAGGUCAUACAGUCACAUUGCUAGGCGCGAAGAGAACGCACACUUGCCAAUAAUAAAGUUCAACUAUUUCUGUGUGAGCGUCUAAUAAAGUUACGCCUAAUAAUG